GCUUCCCAGCAGCCUCCCUCUAGCAGCAGUACGACAGCUCUCCUCCCCCUGAAGCAAUGAACAGGGAAGAAGGAGCAGGCCGGAGCCUGAAGGCAUGGUUGCAGGACAAGUACUGUGAUCACCCAUCAGAACAAUGCCAGGAUACCCGUUUGCACAAUGCCGCCUGUGUGGGGGAUAUUGACACCCUGAGGAGCCUUCUACGGGAUGAGAGGUUUCUAAGGUGUAUAGAUGAGCGAGCUGUGUGGUGUAGCGGCUGGCUGCCCUGUUCUCCCUUGCGCAUUGCAGCCACGGCCGGACAUGCUGACUGUGUGGAGCUCCUGAUCCGCUCUGGGGCGCAGCUGGAGCUGGUUGAUGUGAAGGGGCAGACCCCUCUCUAUGUGGCUGCAGAAAAUGGACACCUGGAAUGUGUGAAAGUUCUGUUACGAGCAGGGGCAGACCCAAACGGCAGUCCCCAUAAUAGGAGCUCCCCUGUAUACCAUGCUGCACGUGUGGGCCGGGCUGACAUACUGCAGGAAUUGAUCAAGUAUGGUGCCGAUGUCGAUGUGGAUCACCAGCUGUCUUUUCGUGGUUCUGGCUCCUCCCCUCGAUUGCUGACAUCUCUUGCCUCCUGUCCGCUCUAUAUUAGUGCAGCUUAUCACAAUCUAGCCUGCUUCCACCUCCUGCUCCAGGCUGGUGCAAACCCAGACUAUAACUAUUGGGGAAAAGUAUGCGAGGAGAACUUUCCAAGAGGGGCUCCUUGUUGCUUACUAGAGGCAGUUCUGCGGCAUGGAUGUGAUCAGCAAUUUGUGCAGCUUCUUGUUGACUUUGGGGCAAAUCUGAAACUUGUGCGGGGAGAGCCAUGUGCAGAGGAACAUCCAAGGAUAAGUGUGAACCCCACAGCCCUUCAAGUUUUUAAUGAAGCUAAAGCUUGCCCUUGCUCACUUUCCAGCCUGUGUCGUAUCAUAGUGAGGAGAGCACUUGGAAAACAGAGAUUGUCUUCUGCCUGCAACCUUCCUGUUCCACCCCGAGUGUUGUGCUUCCUACUCCAUGAACUGCCUUGAUUUUCCUCACUACAGUCAAGUUGUACAGAGUGCAGCCGGAUACCAAACUCUCUGAAAGAAGUCUUCCACAAACAUCUACAUAGCUAAACCUACAUUUAAUGUCUAUGAAUUGAGCAUAUUGACUGAUAAGCCUGUGAUCAUAUACAUGAAUGUCUAAUUCUAGUGUCAUCAGAGAAGGUGAGCAGGACUUGCCUUUCCUGCCCUGCCUGUGUUUUGAAAUGGGCAUUUGCUCAAACAGACCUUUAUAGGAAGAGUAAAUUAUUAAAGGUUUGAUCAAA
Xenopus laevis (African clawed frog) is the source of this 1318-nucleotide messenger RNA. RefSeq names its product ankyrin repeat and SOCS box containing 1 L homeolog (gene asb1.L). NCBI's taxonomy places the organism in Eukaryota, Metazoa, Chordata, Amphibia, Anura, Pipidae. The record is from RefSeq and is marked provisional. Bases 57 to 1040 code for a protein of 327 amino acids. Gene Ontology annotation, biological process: protein ubiquitination. The transcript is spliced from 5 exons.